AUGGGACGAGGAAGGGAUCGUAGUCGUGAUAGACGUCGUAGCCGUAGUAGGAGCAGGAGUAGAAGUCGCAGUCGAAGCCCCCGUUAUGGUCUUGGAUCAGGCGGUGGCGGUGGAGGCGGCGGCGGCUACGGCGGUGGACGCAGAAGCAAUCCAGGAGCUAGUCUACGAAAACCGAAGUGGGAUUUAAGUAGACUAAAACCAUUCAAAAAAGAUUUCUAUGUACCCCAUAUUGAUGUAGAAAAUAGACCUGAAUCUGAAGUGGAAGGUUGGAGAAGUGAUAAUGAAAUCACUCUCAAAGGACGUAAUAUCCCAAAACCGACCAUGACCUUCGAAGAAGCCGGUUUCCCUGAUUAUGUUAUGGAUGAGAUUGAUAAAAUGGGAUUUUCCAAGCCAACACCUAUCCAGGCGCAGGGUUGGCCAAUUGCAUUGAGUGGAUGUGAUAUGGUUGGUAUUGCAUCUACAGGUUCAGGAAAAACCCUGUCUUACAUUUUACCUGCAAUUGUGCAUAUUAACAACCAACCAAAAUCAAGUCGUGGUGAUGGCCCUAUUGCUCUUGUACUGGCUCCUACCAGGGAAUUAGCACAACAAAUUCAAGAAGUCUGUGACAAGUUUGCUAACACAUCUAAAAUUCAUAACACUUGUCUGUUUGGUGGAGCACCAAAGGGACCACAAGCCAGAGACUUGGAUGCUGGUGUAGAAAUAGUAAUUGCUACCCCUGGCAGACUUCUUGAUUUUCUUGAGAGUGGAAGAACUAAUUUAAAAAGAACUACUUAUUUAGUGCUGGAUGAAGCUGACAGAAUGUUGGAUAUGGGAUUUGAACCACAAAUAAGAAAGAUCAUUGAACAAAUUAGACCUGACCGUCAAACUCUUAUGUGGUCUGCUACAUGGCCCAGAGAAGUUCAGAGCUUAGCUGCGGAAUUUUUAAAAGAUUAUCUGCAAAUUAAUGUAGGCUCUCUGCAAUUGGCAGCUAAUCACAAUAUUCUGCAAAUCAUUGAUGUUUGUAUGGAAUAUGAAAAAGAAACCAAAUUAAGUACACUCCUUAAAGAAAUAAUGGCAGAAAAAGAAAAUAAGACUAUUAUUUUUAUUGAAACCAAACGUAGAGUGGAUGAUAUUACGAGAAAAAUGAAACGCGAUGGGUGGCCUGCAGUAUGUAUUCAUGGAGAUAAGUCACAAAAUGAACGAGAUUGGGUUCUACAAGAUUUUCGUAGUGGGAAAGCUCCCAUUCUAGUUGCUACGGAUGUUGCUGCUAGAGGUUUAGAUGUUGAUGAUGUUAAAUUCGUUAUCAAUUUCGAUUACCCAAGUAAUUCGGAAGAUUAUGUACAUCGCAUCGGAAGAACUGGACGAACUAACAAAACUGGAACAGCUUAUACGUUCUUCACGCCAUCGAACGCUGCUAAGGCAGCCGACCUAGUGGCUGUAUUGAAAGAAGCCAAACAAGUAGUUAACCCUAAAUUGCAAGAACUUGCUGAACGAGGUGGGGGAGGUGGUAGACGACACCGAGGUCGUGGCGGAAGAUACCGUCGUGGGCGUCGUUCUCGCUCCCGCUCCAGGUCACGCCGCCGUCGCUCCCGCUCCCGUUCUCGCUCACGUGAUCGUCGUCGCAGACGCCACAGCUCCUCCAGAUCUUCGCGAAGCCGAUCAUCGAGGUCAUCGAGAAGCCAUUCACGCUCCCGCUCCCGGUCGCGUAGCCGAUCUCGCUCAGGCAAGUGCAGCCCAGUGAAGAAUACUUCGGAUUCGGGUCAACAACAGGCGCCCCAAGCUCUUCUUCCCACGCCGAAAACCCUUCUGCCGACUCCCAUUGGUCCCCAGUUACCCAAUCACACUAACAAGGUUCCAGCCUCAUCCCCUGUGGAAAAUAAAGUUCCUCCUAAUGAUAGAAAAAUAAUUUCUAAUAAUCCUGUAAACAAUAAUAAUCAGAAUUACUUACAACAGCCGCCUCAAAUACCGCCUUUGAUGGCUCUUAAUCCUCAAAUGAAUAUGUGUGCUCCUCCUCCUCCAAUAAAUGGACAAGGCUUUGCUUUACCUCCUUAUUUUCCUGCUGACCAGUAUGGUAUGAUGAUUCCAAACUUCCCUGCAUCAAUGCUUCCUCCGGGUGGUUGGGCUGCCCCGCCGCCACCACCGCCUCCUCCUCCGCCCUCUGAGUCCUCGGCUAAAGGUAGUCACGAGCAAAGGGGCCCUGGCCAAAGUGGCCUCGAGUCAGAUUCCAGAAAACGCGGGGCUCGCUCAGGCGGGCUCGGUGGCUCGGGCGGCUAUGGACCCGCUGCGGGCGGGCUCGGCUCCAGCAGCGGCGGGCUCGGGGCCGGCGGUGGGCUUGGCUCGUCUGGCCCCGGGCUGGGCUCGUCAGGCCCCGGGCUCGGCUCGUCAGGCCCCGGGCUCGGCAACAGCACAGCGCUCGGUUCCGGUGGCGGGCUGGGCUCCGGAGGCGGGCUGGGCUCGUCCGGUGGGCUCGGUUCGUCCGGUGGACUUGGCUCCGAUGGCCCAGCUGGCUCGCGAUCGCGAGGCCGCGACCGGCGACGCCGCGGCCGAGGACGGGAUCACGACGACUUAGACUCUGCCAACUCAGGAGGUCUCGGCUCGUCAGGGCUCGGUGGGCCUGAUGGCGGCGGGCUGGGUCAACCGCCCAGCGGCGGCUACAAUUCUGGCGGUCUCGGCGUACCUCACGGGAGCCUCUUGCCGCGCAUGCUUCCUCCGAGCGUUGUCGAUGGUGUUGGACCACAGGGUGCUAACUUUACUGCGUUUGGGUCAUAUGGAUCUAAAAAUAUUAAACAGAAUAGCAAUGUUCAAGGAAAUGAGAGUAGCGAGGGUUACAAUGCUGCUGAUUGUAGAAUGCAAUAUUAUGGUCCACAAAAUGCUGGUCCCGGUCGGCCUUACGGUCUCGGUAUGGACCAGAUGGGUGCCAACGGUGCGCUGGCGAAUGGCUCCGUGGGGUACAAUAAUGACCGCCAGAGAAAUCGCCGACGAUGA
Messenger RNA from Spodoptera littoralis (African cotton leafworm), 2964 nucleotides. Lineage: Eukaryota; Metazoa; Arthropoda; Insecta; Lepidoptera; Noctuidae. The record is from the annotation of a GenBank genome assembly.